GAAAGCUGACGUGGUAGCAAGCGGAGCUUCAUUCAAAAACAGCAGCUUUUGUCGCCACUGGGCGCGCGCGCCACCUUGCAGGUCCCGCCUUCUGGUCUUGUAGGGACCGGCGCGAGUGGAAGCUGGACGCCCAUGGCUGUUGCAGCGAUGGCCGAACGUGGCCGCCUACCUCACGCUACGCCGAGCACCGAGGGGUUACCGCGAGCCUUUCUCCAGAGCCUACGCACCCUCUUCGACAUCCUGGACGACCGGCAGCGCGGCUACGUGCACCUGCGCGAGAUCGAGUGCCGCUGGCAAGGUGCAGACGCACGCGAGCUGCCCUGCGGCGUGCUGGAGGGCCUGCGCCAGGUGGCCCCGGCCAAUGGCUAUCUGACUUUUGAGCGCUUCGUGGCGGGUUUGCGCACCUCGCUGUUGAACGCCGACGGUGGCCCACGGGAUCAGGCACACGUCGCGGCCCGACCUGGAGACCAGUCCUUGUUGCAGCAGCGCCUAAUGUUCGCACCGGCGGAUGAGCCGCGGACUGUCCUGGAGAGGAAGCCUCUGCUCCCGAGUGCACGCCCUGCUCCUGCUGGCCCCAGUGGCACCUCCCGGAACCCUGAGCUAUUGUGUGUCCCGGAGGAGGCGGCGCCCUGCCCCGCAGAGCCCAAGCGGGCCCUGAGUAAGGCGCUGGAGCCGAGUCCUAACGCGGAUACCGGUCCUUCUCAGUGUGACGCCCUGAAGAGACAAUCCGGCUUACUUCUCCACCCAGGCAGAGGAGGUGGCACAGGAGCACCUACCACAAGUGCUGAAGAAGGUACAGCAGCCUGCAAGACCCUGGACAUAGGCACAGGUGAAGCCCGGCAGGCUCCACGAGCCCGAGGCGAACGUCGAAGGCAUACCAUCACCAACGGUGUGGACUGUGUCCUGUUGAAGCAGAUGAAGGAGUUAGACCAAGAACAGGAGGUGCUGCUGCAAGGCCUGGAGAUGAUGGCUAGGGGCCGAGAAUGGUACCAGCAGCAGCUGCAGCGUGUGCAGGAACGCCAGCGCCGUUUGAGCCAAAGUAGAGCUGCUGCUGACUUUGGGGCUGAAGAGAGCCUCCGCCCUCUGGGGAGAUUGUUGCCCAAAGUACAGGAGGUGGCACGGUGCCUGGGAGAGCUGUUGACUGCAGCCUGUUCUGGCCGAGCUCUGCCUUCGUGUUCUUUGGGGCCACUGGGCCCUACCUCACCCUCAACACCACCAGCCUGGCAGCAGCAGACUAUCCUCAUGCUGAAAGAACAGAACCGUCUUCUCACUCAGGUGAGGUAUGGGGAGAUGGGGCUGGGGCUGGAGGCCCAGCAGGCCCUGACCACCUGCCAACCUGCCCAGGAGGUGACUGAUAAGAGCGAGCGCAUCACUCAGCUGGAGCGGGAGAAGUCUGCACUCAUCAAGCAGCUGUUUGAGGCCCGAGCUCUCAGCCAGCAGGAUGCUGGGCCUCUGGACUCCACUUUCAUCUAGCUGGUCAUACCUCUCUAGGACGUGCAUACAGACUUAGCCUCAGCUCCGUGGCACCACAGAGAGCCAGUCUUCUAACUGAAGACCACCAGCUGUCUUAAACUACAGAACCCUUAGGGCACCUGCCUCCUCUCUUGUAAUCUGGACUGUCCUAAGGCUUGCCCAAAGCUGGCCUGACACUACACAGUUCCAGACUUGGGGUGCUGAUCCGUCAUACCUGAAGCUGCUAUUUCCACUGUCAGUGGAUGGUGGAGGACAAUUCCUCAUGUUUACCUGAUUUCAGGCAGCCCUGGACAGAGAAGGGGGCGUGUUUACAGCUGUCCUGUCCUCUCUCCCUGGGAUCCCUGCCUGGUGUUUAGUAAAAAGUACUGGUCACA
Messenger RNA from Meriones unguiculatus (Mongolian gerbil), 1847 nucleotides. It is a transcript of the gene Sapcd2, whose product is annotated as suppressor APC domain containing 2. The transcript is spliced from 6 exons. NCBI's taxonomy places the organism in Eukaryota, Metazoa, Chordata, Mammalia, Rodentia, Muridae. Bases 133 to 1473 code for a protein of 446 amino acids. The record is from RefSeq and is a predicted model, not a curated record.